This is a messenger RNA of Oikopleura dioica, 1464 nucleotides long. Lineage: Eukaryota; Metazoa; Chordata; Appendicularia; Copelata; Oikopleuridae. The record is from the annotation of a GenBank genome assembly.
AUGCUGCGAAAAGCCGCCCUUUCUCGACUUAGCACUCGACUGGCCACCUAUGACGCCGAUUUGACCGUCAUCGGCGGUGGUCCUGGUGGCUACGUUGCUGCCAUCAAGGCCGCACAGCUCGGCUUCAAAACCGUCUGCGUCGAGAAGGGCGAUACUCUCGGUGGCACCUGCUUGAACGUUGGCUGCAUCCCCUCGAAAUCGCUCUUGCAAAACUCGCACUUCUACCACAUGGCCCACAAGGACUUCAAAUCCCGAGGUAUCGAGGUCAGCGGCGUCAAGCUCAACCUCGAGCAGGUUAUGAAGGCCAAGGAUGGCUCCGUCAAGGCCCUUACCGGCGGUAUUGCUCAUCUCUUCAAGAAGAAUGGUGUCACCCAUGUUACUGGUCACGGCAAGCUCGAGGGACCAAACAAGGUCACUGCUUCUCGCGCUGAUGGCUCUACCGAUACCAUCAACACCAAGUACACCCUCCUCGCUACUGGCUCUGAUGUCACUCCAUUCCCCGGCGGUGGAAUCAAGAUCGACGAAGAAACCAUUGUAUCUUCCACCGGAGCUCUCUCUCUCUCCAAGGUCCCCGAGCGAAUGGUCGUUAUUGGCGGUGGUGUCAUUGGUCUUGAACUUGGUUCUGUCUGGAGCCGAUUCGGAUCCAAGGUCACUGCUGUUGAGUUUCUCGGGUCUAUCGGUGGUGUCGGAAUCGACGGUGAAGUCUCCAAGAACUUCCAGCGAUCCCUCCAGAAGCAGGGCAUGAAAUUCAAGCUCAACACCAAGGUCACCGGAGCUGAGAAGCAGGCUGACGGUAGCUACAAGGUCCAGCUUGAGUCUGCCAAGGGUGGCAAGACUGAAACCAUCGAUGCUGAUGUCAUUCUUGUUUGCGUCGGCCGACGACCUUACACCGAAGGCCUUGGCUUGGAAACCGUUGGUAUCGAAGUCAACAAGCAGGGACAGAUCCCAGUUGAUGACAACUUCCAGACCUCUUGCCCAUCUGUUUACUCAAUCGGUGAUUGCAUCCGAGGUGCUAUGUUGGCCCACAAGGCUGAAGAUGAAGGUAUUAUCUGCGUCGAGCAUCUUGCUGGCAAAGAUGUCCACAUCGACUACAACUGCAUUCCCUCUGUUAUCUACACCCACCCCGAAGUCGCCUGGGUUGGCAAGACUGAAGAAGACCUCAAGGCCGAAGGCGUCUCCUACAAGAUCGGAAGCUUCCCCUUUAUGGCCAACUCCCGCGCAAAGACUGUCAACGACUCCGAAGGUUUUGUCAAAAUUCUCUCCGACAGCGCCACCGACAAGAUCCUCGGUGUUCACAUUAUCGGGCCCAUUGCUGGUGAGAUGAUUGCUGAAGGUGUCCUGGCGAUGGAAUAUGGCGCUACUGCUGAGGAUGUUGCCCGAGUUUGCCACGCUCAUCCAACUAUGUCCGAAGCAUUCAAGGAAGCUGCCGGUUCCGCCGCUUUUGGAAAGCCAAUCAACUUCUAA